This is a messenger RNA of Penicillium angulare, 1551 nucleotides long. RefSeq lists its product as uncharacterized. Gene Ontology annotation, cellular component: nucleus. Gene Ontology annotation, molecular function: transcription cis-regulatory region binding; DNA-binding transcription factor activity. Bases 1 to 1551 code for a protein of 516 amino acids. The transcript has 3 exons. Lineage: Eukaryota; Fungi; Ascomycota; Eurotiomycetes; Eurotiales; Aspergillaceae. Gene Ontology annotation, biological process: positive regulation of transcription by RNA polymerase II. The record is from RefSeq and is a predicted model, not a curated record.
AUGUAUCCCCAUUCCAAACGACGGCGUCUCGACAACGACGCCCAGUUCUCGACAUACAUGGACGAUGGACCAUCCAAUCUUUCCUCUCCACAGUAUGCUGCCACGAUAAAUAACGACUGGUCCUCUCAAGCACAGACGCACGCGCCCGCAUAUACUCCCUCCGAUUCCACCGAUGGCCCUGCAUUCGCCUCUCCGCUUGACGCCACCAGUUGGGGCCAUGACGGGUUCUCGCAUGACCCGGGGUUCCUUGCGUCGCAAGAAGAGCUACGAUGCAUGCUAUUCACCAUUGCUCAGUCUGCAGCGCCAACGCGGGCGCCGACUCCCGAUAAAGAGGAGCUAGGCACUAAGACGGUUCCGAGCUGGCAACGCGGGCAAAUGCGACCGGCACUUUCGAAGACAAAGCGGGUUCAGUACUUGAAGAACUAUGUGGGCCAGGUUGCGCCAUGGCUCGACAUGUUUGAUUCUCAAUGUACCUUUCGCGUCCAAAUACCGGCGCUCGCGCGAAAUUUUCCGGCGCUGCUGAAUGCGAUCCUCGCAAUCUCGGCACGACAAAUGGAACGGAAGGAGGGCAUUCAGGAUUCGUUUGAUAGCCUUGAAUUGUACCAGGAAGCUAUUCGUUUACUCAGUCCUUUGCUACAGGUAAGGGACCCAAAGAUUGUGGCAGCGUGUGUCCUGCUUUGCUGCUUAGAGAUGAUGUCCGCACGCGCACAAGACUGGCGAAAGCAUUUGGAAGGUUGCACUGCAUUAUUCGAGGCUUUUGAAAUCCAUGGUUUCAGUAACGGGAUAUUGCAGGCAAUAUUCUGGUGUUAUGUUCGAAUGGAUUUGUGUGGAGCGCUUAUUUCUGAUGGAACUCAAAGCACUCUUCUUCGCCCCAGUAAAUGGCUUGGGCCAGACUGCCACGAAGAUGAUGCUGCAAGGUUAUUCCAAGCAGCUCAAUCUCCAGACAUGCAUGCGAACUAUGCUGUCUAUCUCUGCGCAAGAACGUGCGAGCUCGUUUCAGAUCGUACACAAUUUAUUGAACUGGGCGUUCAGAAUGACUGUACCGGCAACACGUUCCAUCACCGCUGGUUUCGUCUGUGGGAAGACCUGCAACAAUGGGUUGAGGAUAGGCCUGCAGAGCUAUUGCCUGUCCAAACAACUUCCACAAAGCCAUUUCCCCAGAUUCUCUUUCUACACUGGGCGGCAAUCUCUUCAAACCAACUGUACCAUACUGCUUGUAUCUUACUUCUUAACACAAUGCCUAAGAGCGUCAAACUGCAAACUUCACCGAAUGUCUCGGCUCUGUGGCAUGCUCGGCGUGUAUGUGGGAUAUCUCUCGCCAACCCUCAUCAUGGCUGCCUGAACAAUGCCAUUCAACCACUGUGGAUUGCUGGUCGACUUUUCAGCCAUGUUUCUGAGCAUAAAAUUAUCAUCGAUAUCAUCCAAAGGAUCGAGGCAGAGACCGGCUGGGGAGCUUGUUGGCGUAUUCGCGACCUUGAACUUGCCUGGGGAUACCAAAUGCCCCGUCAUCCUCGUGUUUCCUCUUACCGAAUGUCAUCAAAACCAGGAUGA